AAGCCUACCUAGCUGCUAGUAGCUCUCUUGAGACUUGAGAUCUUAACUUUGGUGUGACUCGUGAGCUCCCCAUGGCUUCGUCCACUGUCUGGCAGUGCCUUGUUGCUCUCUCCCUCUUCUCCUCCGCCGCCUACGGCUACGGCUACGGGGAUGGCAACAGCAACAACAGCGGCAACGGCAACGGCUACGGUAACGGGCAGCUGGAUCCCAAGUUCUAUGAAAAGAGCUGCCCUCCUCUGGGGUUCAUCGUGCGCGUGAGCAUGAUCAAGGCCGUCCUUAGGGAACGCCGCAUGGGCGCCUCCCUCCUCCGCCUCUUCUUCCAUGACUGCUUUGUUCAGGGUUGUGACGGAUCUAUCCUUCUGGACGACGUGCCGGCGAGUAACUUCACCGGCGAGAAGACCGCCUUCCCCAACGUCAAUUCCGUCCGCGGCUUCGAUGUCAUCGACGAUAUCAAGAGGAAUGUGGAGUACGUCUGCCCGGGCGUCGUGUCCUGUGCCGACAUCCUCGCCUUGGCCGCACGGGAGGGCACAGUUCUGCUCGGCGGGCCAAGCUGGGCGGUGCCGCUGGGCCGGCGGGACUCGACGACGGCGAGCCUGGACGGCGCGAACAGCGACCUCCCGGGGCCGACGCUGAACCUGACCGAGCUCAUCCAGUCAUUCGCCAACAAGAGCCUGAGCCCGCGCGACCUCACGGCGCUCUCGGGCGCGCACACCAUCGGCUUCUCGCAGUGCGUCUUUUUCCGGGAUCACAUCUACAACGACACCAACAUCGACCCCGUGUUCGCCGCCGGGCUACAGCGGAACUGCCCGGCCCCGGCGGGCUCCGGCGAUACCAACCUGACGCCGCUCGACGCGCAGACGCGGUUCGUCUUCGACAACGCCUACUACCCCAACCUCGUGGCGCGGCGGGGCCUUCUGCACUCCGACCAGGAGCUCUUCAACGGCGCCGCCCAGGACGAUCUGGUGCGGCAGUACAGCGCCGACAGCGCGCUCUUCUUCGCCGACUUCGUGGCCGCGAUGAUCAAGAUGGGGAACAUCACCCCGCUCACCGGAAGCGCCGGCGAGAUCAGGCGUAACUGCAGGGUCGUCAACAACAGCUGAUCAAUCCUUUCUUUCAGACUCCCGGGCUCCGGCAGAAACAACUUAUUUACGUCGUUCGUCGUGAAAUAUUUACGUGAUUUAUCAUAUGCGAGAGCAAGGAAUUUAUCGUCAGAAGUUUGUAUAACUUUGUAUUUUUGUUUUGGUUCAAAAUCACACGUCUGUAAUAAGUGCCCCAUCCAUCCCAUAAUAUAAAAGUGUUUUUCACACUACACUAGUGUCAAAAACGCUCUUAUAUUAUGGGACAGAGGGAAUAGUACAUUGUACGCCCGAGAAUUUUCUGCCAUUAACCACUAUUGUUACC
Molecule: messenger RNA, 1401 nt
Organism: Triticum dicoccoides
Lineage: Eukaryota; Viridiplantae; Streptophyta; Magnoliopsida; Poales; Poaceae
Product: peroxidase P7-like
Exons: 3
Coding region: 72-1100 (342 amino acids)
Biological process (GO): hydrogen peroxide catabolic process; response to oxidative stress
Molecular function (GO): peroxidase activity; heme binding
Source: RefSeq, a predicted model, not a curated record